Messenger RNA from Eutrema salsugineum, 1359 nucleotides. RefSeq lists its product as uncharacterized. Bases 1 to 1359 code for a protein of 452 amino acids. NCBI's taxonomy places the organism in Eukaryota, Viridiplantae, Streptophyta, Magnoliopsida, Brassicales, Brassicaceae. The transcript is spliced from 6 exons. The record is from RefSeq and is a predicted model, not a curated record.
AUGGAGCAGGAUUCAGGACUACCCACCCGUCUAUUUGCCACGGACCGGAACCCGAUCAACCGCAUCAAUGUUUACUCAAGACUGGACUUGCUUACUCAUCUUCAUCACACGCUAAAGAGAACUCCUGCGUUUGAAUUCAUUAGAGCCUCUUGUUUUGGUCCUUUAUUCGACCUUCCAGCGCUUAGGUGUCCUAUUUCUUGCAAACUCAUCCACGCACUUCUAACCCGGCAACUCGUCACUAAAAAAGAAUUUGGCACUGUCACACGUUUGCCUUGUGGUGAGUACCCGCAAAACUACGAUCCGGAUUACCAACCCACUACCCCCAAAAAUCCUGGUGAUUACUGGAGGGAACUAAUUGGUGAUGAUCCCAAAACUACGUUGGCUGACAUCGCUGCGCUGCUCCGUAAUGAGCCAGAUAUGCCUACGGGUAGGAAAAUUCGUCUCGCUUUGCUUAUUAUUGUCGACGGUGUGCUCAUCGCUAACUCCCAAGGUUCAACCAUAAAUGAGGCUUCUGUUGAACUAUUCCGUCAACAAAUGCCCCAAGCUACUUUUAAGCUGCAAGGUUUCCCAUUAGCACUGCAACUUGUUGCAUUCCGUGCAUGUCCUUUACUACCAUCUAAGUUACCAAAGGACUCUGACCAUCCAACCUUGCUGGAAUGGACUACUGUACCAUUCUCAAAAGGCAAUGCUUUGUCUCAUUCUGACGUUAUAGAAAUUGAAUUCUCAGACGCGCUCGUUGUCCACCCGCUUAUUCCGGUAGAUCAGCCUCAUACCGAGGGGUGGGGAGAUUGGGAUGAUGAAGUUAAGGACAAGAAAGUCGACCAUCUUGAGCUUCUUGUCAAACAGGGUCAUGUUUUCCACAAGUCGAAUUGGCACGGGGGAGAUUCAACAGAAGCAUUGACAACACAUAACCCAACCAUUUCUAAAAGGGAACACCAGAAACACAUCCUCAAUAGGAGAACAAAGAUGUCGUCUCCCCCUGGCCCAUAUUCACUUCGCUCAAGGCAAGUCACACCAAAGAAACCGCCAAAUCGUAAACAGAAGCGAAUCCAUGACUAUCUCAAGCCUCUGCCGCGCGACUUGCAGUCCCAGGUCAACAUACUUUCCAAGCAGGAGUCGCCUGCAUUCCAUCCUCAGCUCACCCUUGUGGACCAGUACCGUUCAGAGUCGCAUGAAGACGUCCCUACUUAUCCAAUUCAUACAGAACUGGAUAAUCUAAUGGAUGUUGAUGAGAUUGAUCCACAAGUACAAACACCCUUCGUCAGAAACAUGGUCCAGGUACAGUCUACUUAUUCAGCGACUUGUGGGACGCUGGUGGCCUUAUCUAUAACGGCAUCAACAGCAACUCCAGCAUACUAG